AUGGCGCCUGACGGCAAGGUCGAUGCUCUCAAGAAUACCAUUGAAGAGACCACGGUGAAUGCCAACGCUGGGAUUGGCAUUGGUGAUGGCCUGGGCCUGGAAUUAGGGAGAAAUGUCUUGGUAGAGAGAACUUCGAGUGUUGUCCUCACUGGCUACAAAUCCCUGAAAGGAAGUGCCGUAGGCCUACCAAACGUCGUGAACUGGACCAUUAUGGAAGACCCGAUUAUCAAAGCAGGUGUUCCGCCGUAUCUGCAAACAGCCAUUUUACUUUUACGAAGGACAGAUGAGGUUUUCAAGGCCAACGUCAAUGUCAAAGCUGACGUUUCCGGGUUCUCAUUCCGAAAUUUACAAGAUGGUUUGCUCGAGAGUGAAGAUGACCCUGUGAUCUUUGAUCCUGGUGCAUAUCCUCUGAUACCUAACGAGCUAGUUGGCCUGGACUUGCAUGACCUCGGAUCGAUUGAUCUCUUCCAGCUUUACAAAGUGCGGAACGUUAUCGACAACGAUGACAUUCCGCACCGUGGAACUAUUGGUCAGACUGUCAGGGACCUUUUCCAAAAGGAUAAAGCAGCGGAUGACAAAAGCGAAUCAUGGUUUAUUGAUCUCUGGGACAACAAUACCGCUGGUGAUGCACGAAACGUAUUGCCCAAGUCAUUGGAUCGAGGCGAGUUGGCAAAGUACUUUUCCUGGAUAUCGGAGACACCUAAUAAUGAUGCCCCAGCACCAAUCGCACAAGCGGAUCGAGAGGGGCAACAGGCCCAGCAACAGCCGAGACAUACUCAUUUCUGCAACUUGAUUGCAAGGCAGUCAAGUGAGAAUGAACUCACAACCUUCAACAAGUUGGAAAGCCUCCUCAACGAGCCUCCUGUCGUGCUGCUAUCUGAAUUUUUCGACCUCCCAGACGACUUCGAAAUCUCUCGACGCCAUGACCGUGGAGGUUGUCAAGUGUUCAAUAGUAAAGACGGCAACAAAGCUUUCAAUCGUGAGCAAGCUUCUUAA
Messenger RNA from Fusarium odoratissimum NRRL 54006, 996 nucleotides. RefSeq lists its product as uncharacterized. The transcript has 4 exons. Bases 1 to 996 code for a protein of 331 amino acids. Lineage: Eukaryota; Fungi; Ascomycota; Sordariomycetes; Hypocreales; Nectriaceae. The record is from RefSeq and is a predicted model, not a curated record.